AUGAACGCACAAGAGUCUUACAAACUCCUCGAAGACUUUCUUAGUGGUGGUCCAGCAACGGUGCUGACUGGAGCUGGAGUGAGCGUCGAUAGUGGAAUACGUGCAUAUCGAGGUAAAGACGGACGAUACAUGAAUCCUAAUUAUCAGCCUAUAUUAUAUCAACAACUCAUGGCACCUGGGAAUGCCGGAAAAGCAUUUCGAGAUAUUGGGCGAGGUCAUAUCUUGGGUAUCCACCUGGUGAGCAAGCUUUCGAUCCGCGUCUGUCGAUCAAGUACCGAUUCUGUGACAGUGCGCGAGGCGAAGCCGAAUAUUGCACAUUACAGUCUGACUGCUCUUGAGCAUCAUGGAUUUGUCAACCGGCUUAUAACCCAGAACGUUGACGGGUUGCAUGCCCGAUCCGGUUUUCCCAAGGAGAAACUCUUGGAGUUGCACGGGACGCUCUUCGUAGUCAAAUGUCGACAAGGCCACGAACUCGACCGAGAUGAGUUCCAGGACAUGCUGUCAGAAGCGAACCCAUCGUGGAAGGCAUUUGUAGAUGAUAUGAAUGCACAAGGAGAAUCAUUGCGGACAAACCCGGAUGGAGAUAUCGAAUUGGAAGGUCGCUCCUAUGAAGACUUUGUGAUCCCUCCAUGCCCUACUUGCUUGAAAGAGGGCCGUCAUGAAACGACUAUCAAACCAGACGUUGUGUUCUUCGGAGAGACGAUUCCAGAAUACAAGAAACAGCAAUCUCUACAAGAAAUCUUGGAUGCGGACCGGUUUCUUGUAGUGGCGACAACGAUGGCAACAUACAGUGCCUAUCGGCUAUUACAGCUUGCGCACCAAAAUAAGAAACCAAUCGUAAUAGUGAAUAUUGGGCCGACCAGAGGGGAUCACCUGCAACUGCCUCAGAUUGAGUUACCAUGCGGAGAUGUACUGAAGGAAUGCGCACUCCGACUAUCUCGUCCAAAUGAUGACCAAGGUCGAAGGCUGCUUGAUGUAUUGCGUUCUUGGCCUGUAACGACUAAAAUCUAA
Serendipita indica DSM 11827 is the source of this 1011-nucleotide messenger RNA. NCBI's taxonomy places the organism in Eukaryota, Fungi, Basidiomycota, Agaricomycetes, Sebacinales, Serendipitaceae. The record is from the annotation of a GenBank genome assembly.